AUGCUGACACCACCACUGCUCUCGUUCGCCGCUGUCGCGCCAGGGACCUCCCCGUUGUGGCACUUCCAGUCUCAGCACGCCAUCCCUGCGGCAGCGCCGUCUUUCUUGGGCUUCCCAGGCACGGGAGCAGCAGCGGCUGCGCACCGUACCAGAAGCGGGAUCGCCAGCUCCUUUUUCUUCCCUCUCGAAGCAGUGGUACGCAGGGCGCUGCCGGUUUCGCGCGGGGGCUUCUCCUCACGAGCCUGCAGCGUGUACACUGGUGUGCGACCUGACGGGACAUUGUCUAUUAUAAUGCUGGAGGAGUACCCCGGCUACACGGAAUCCACGCCAGCGCAACCACCGGGGACGACAGCAUCAUCUCCUGCGUUCCUCACUACUACCGCGGAGGGCAACCCCACCGUCGCGGGCGCGCGAGAGGGCCACCAAUCCACCAAGUCCCCUGCACCGCCGACACGGCAGGACUGUACGCGGCCACCACCCACAGCGUCGGCAGAGCAACCAGUGCUUUCGCCGUCCGCAGACACUGACGCAUCUCGUCAGCUGCUUGUCACAGUACCACACUCUGCUGCUGCUGGCGUGGCAGGUGCGACGUCGUCUACCAACCCACAUCGUCAGGACCCCAUAGGCACUGGUGGUGUUCUCAACGAGGGGGUUGCUGUCAGGGACCCCUGGGUCGGCCUCACGUCCGGUUCUCCUCCUCGUGUUCCGCCGACUCCUAUGCCUCCUCCGCCGCCAGACAGUGGGGAUCCACCGUAUGCGCCCUCACGCGAUAGGGCUGACCUCACUCGCCUCGGUGCCGCUACAGCAACGGUGAAGGCAGUCGCGGAUGCUGGUGGACGUCGUCGGGCGGUAGAGCUUGAGGACGAUGACUCCCCGGCGCGAGCCGCGGUGGCGGCGUCGCCGAUGAUUGCCUUGCGGGGGAAGAGCGACUCCCCUGUUCCACCGCCCGGUGGAAGAGUCUGUCAGAAGCACUGGCUCCCACUCGGGUUCUGCGCUCUUCCCAUCCCCGCGGGGGGCGACAGCGGCGCAUCGGCACCUGUAUCGUCUUUUGUGGCUCCACUAGUGGCGGAUGUCGCCUCGCGGGCAGGGGCCACUAUGGGCGCGGUGAUGCCAGAAUCUACGGAGCAGACGCACCUGGGUGGCUGCGACGAGGGGGCUAGGCGUGGCCCAGUCCCAGCGGUAGCGAGGACGGGAUCGACGAGGCACGUGACGGACGCGGUGGCUACUGGACGCAAACCCCUUCCCACACCAGCCCGCGUCAUACCCUCUCUCACCUUCUUCAACCCAACGGGACUGCCCUCGAAAGGCACCACCAGCGCAUCCCUCCCCGCCCCUAAAAGCACUGAGAGCGAUUGUGGCGGCAGAGAUCGCCAACGGACGACAUCUCUGUUGCCUGCCUGGUGCCACGUCGUUGCGGAGGCCCUGCUCGCACCGCAGUCGCCACCGAAACUGCACCGACCUGACCAGCGCCGUCGCACCUCCACAUCCGGCACCACGACGGCAGUGGGAACCACCUCGACCACUGUGGCGAGGGACAUCCACAGUGGAAGGUGGAGUGUGGAGGCACGAGGCGGAAUGCCGAUUGGCUGGACCGCGAAGUUUGUCGCGGCGGCAGAGCGGACAUUCGCGCCCCAGUGUGCUGCUGUAGCCGCCUCCGCACUUGACGAUUGUAGGAGUGAGGGAGGAGCGGGGGAGCAAGAGGGCUGCGCGACCCUACCGUCUCACUACUCUCACUUGCCGCCGCGCGAGAGUGCCGGCGCAGACGUGGCCGUGCUUGGUAACGCUAACUUCACCGCACGCCAUCUUCCUCCGCCGGCGCCUCUCAAAAUAACCAUACCGACUCCACCACCACUGGUGCCCUGCAGCAGUGAGCCUGACGGCGUUGGCGGCGGCCGUGGGAUCGUGCGGGUCGUGGCAGAGGCGACCACCGUGGACUUUGACGCUCAUGACGCACCUCACGCGUACAUGCAAGUGCUCAUGGAGGUUGACACCAAACGUGCCACCACCACGUCAACCGUCUUAGGGUCUGGGGAUACUGGCGUAGCCGCUAACGCCGACACCGCUGCUGCCGCUGCGCCGACCACAACGGCAGAAAGCGGGAAAAACAAUCCGGCCGACGCCUGGUCGCUGAAUUACGGUGAUGCCCGCGUUGGCGAUUCCUCGGCUUCGCCGGGUCGAUUCCACGCUGUCGGUGCGGCGUGGGAAAAGUGGGGCGGUCACUGGAGUACUAUCGCUCGUAGUAUCGAUGCUGCGGUACUGUCGCUGCACUCUGACGCUUCCCGGCCGCAUACGUGCACAUGUAGGCCUCCUGUCUCAGCGUCGACUCCUUCAGUGACGCAGCUGACGAUGCUGGCACCCGAUGGCACCGAAAUGGUGAUGCAGGGGCACGCGAACGAGCACCCAUCACAACGACGCCACAGCCAGGUCGGCUGCUGUGCAGGCGCCGCUGCUGCCUCUUCUGGCUACGCAGCUCACAAGAACUCCGCCUACAUCAUGGGUGGGUGCGCCAAUACCGGAUAUCUGCGUGUCGGUGACGUCGCGGCCGCAUCGCCCAGCGCGGCUGUGACGGCCGCAUCAGGCAUACUCGUCACGCCGGCUGCAGGGAUGCGGCCCAGUGUCAUUAUGAGGUCUCCAGCCGUGCCGGCUGGGCCCGCCGGAGAGUUCGAGGGCGGCGGCGAUGGUGGCGACGUGGAGCACUCCUCAGAAGGCCUCGUGAACACCAGCCAGAACACACGGUUAAAGGGCGCAGACGGCCUUGGCUCUCUGUCCAUUUACCCAGAGACGCUACCGCUGUUUCACAUGCUUCCGGCUCCGAUCGAGGGUGCUCGUGUGUUCGCCUCCUCGCUGGCGUCGCCGCUGCAGGGUCGUCCGGAGCAGCAGCCGCAGGCACAGGGCUCGUCUAACGUUGCGAAGGUAAGCAGCGUGAGUCGCGUGCCAAGGAGACCACUUGCACAGCACCCUCCCAAGCUGGGACGUCCAGCAGGGCAUACAUCCGGGUGCGAUGUGUGA
Messenger RNA from Leishmania mexicana MHOM/GT/2001/U1103, 3009 nucleotides. RefSeq lists its product as hypothetical. The transcript has a single exon. The record is from RefSeq and is a predicted model, not a curated record. Bases 1 to 3009 code for a protein of 1002 amino acids. NCBI's taxonomy places the organism in Eukaryota, Euglenozoa, Kinetoplastea, Trypanosomatida, Trypanosomatidae.